AUGUCAGACACAUCCUCACACGUCUUUGGUGAGAUCACCAUAGUCCAAGUCCCAUCCCGCAAACCUCGCCGCAACGAACAGCCCCUCUCGGUUAUCAGUCCAGGGCUCAGUGAUGACAGAUCUGGCUAUCACAUGUUCUUUCCCAGUCUCCCACCAACGCCAGGUACGCAAAGAACAAGCCAAACGUAUCUCUUUCCCCAGAGUCCUCUGAUCGUGUUGGUUCCCCGAGAGGUCACCUAUACCCAUCGUCUUCCCCGCAGGUCAAGUGUUGUCUUUUUCGAUCUUCCUGGUACUUUCCAAACCGGCACUGACCUCGUCAGAUACCUCUACGGUCAAUCCGAGCAUAAUGGAGGCGAAAUUGGCGAUGAGUCCACUGUUCGAAAUAGUCUUUCUGUUGGAAUUCAUGUCGCUGGCUUUUUCCCCAAGCGGGGAACGAUAUAUGCCGCGGCCAAGGCGAAUAUUAUGCUUAUACAGAAAUUGUUUGAGCAAGGACGGCUUGUUUUUCGAUAUCCGCUUGUUGCUUCCUAG
Messenger RNA from Aspergillus wentii DTO 134E9, 528 nucleotides. RefSeq lists its product as uncharacterized. Bases 1 to 528 code for a protein of 175 amino acids. NCBI's taxonomy places the organism in Eukaryota, Fungi, Ascomycota, Eurotiomycetes, Eurotiales, Aspergillaceae. The record is from RefSeq and is a predicted model, not a curated record. The transcript has a single exon.